Molecule: messenger RNA, 1491 nt
Organism: Danaus chrysippus (African queen)
Lineage: Eukaryota; Metazoa; Arthropoda; Insecta; Lepidoptera; Nymphalidae
Source: the annotation of a GenBank genome assembly
AUGUUCGGUGGUGAUUUCGUCAUAAAGCAAAGUAAAUUAUUACUUUUUAUUACAUUUUUAUACUUAAAAGACUGUGGCCAUGCUAAUGAGGACUUGAUCUUUGAUUUGGACCUGGACUUAAUAUCAGACAUCAUCAAUAUAAUUGAGGAUAUAAUUAAUCUAUAUACUUAUGAAAAUUCGGAUCUCAAAAGUGCAAAAAUAUAUAUAACAGAUUUGCAGCUGGUAAUAAGAUAUGAUGAUGUACAUCUCAAUUAUACUCAACUCAUAAACAAAUAUGGUUUAUUGGAUGUGCCGCCACACGAAGAAGAUAUUGUGCCAUCUAUAGUCGCCGAAUCGAAUGGUUAUCUGUAUCAUAAAUUGCAAUACCAAGAAAAUGGCUGGAUUAGCCUUGAAAACAAAAUUGCCUAUCUCCUCGCAUCUAAAGGAUGCGAGGCCUGGAUAAGCAAUUCACUUAAGCAGCAAAUAUUCAGCAAUAAAGCUCAAUUGUCUUCCACAAAUUCCUUGCUUUGGAACUUGAGCUUGAACGACAUGCCGAAAGUACGCGUCAGGACAACUGAAAAGGCUUCCUGGUCUUCUGAUAGCCUAAAUAAAGCUAUACGGCUCAUUGAUGGCGGUUCUUCUAUAAGGAAUGCUGCUAAAGUAAUGGGAAUCCCUUUUUCAAGCCUUCAGAAGAGGAUAAAAAAAGGUUCUACCUUAGCACCACAUCUAGGACGAUUCACUGUCUUUAGUCGUGAGCAAGAAGCCGAGCUAGCGAACUUGGUGAAGAAAAUGGCAAAUAUUUUUUAUGAAGAAGAUUUUCUCGCUGCAGAAACUCUCCAAUCUGAAACCGUUGUAAUCGAAGACUGCAAUGAAUCUCUCGCAGCUGCCUGUAUGAUUCCCAGUACAUCAAAAGAAGACUCACCAGUUCCGAGCACGUCAACACAAAUUGUUUCACUAGAUCUUAUGAUGUCUAACCAAAAAGUCCCACUUGAUUCUGAAUCAGAUGUUGUACCACAAGUUCCUGGCACGCCUAAUCAAUCUAGUGUAUUGCAUGAUUUAAUAAAAAUGCCCGAGAAAGCAUCUGUUAUUAAAACAAGACAGGGCCGAAAGAAGCAACACGCUACAAUUUUAACUUCAACGCCACAAAAAGAGAAUCUGUUAGAAAAGGAAAUUAAUAAAAUGAAGAAAAAAGGAGGUAAAGAAAAAGAAAACACAUGGAAAGGUAAAGGACGAGGAAAAAAGACUAAAGUACAGAAGAAGGGUCCUGAAAAGGCAAAGCGCCAAGUAUUACAAGAACAGAACGAAACUUCUGUAUCAGAUGUUGGCACUGACGACUUAUGCCAGGACGAUGAGGAUGAUGACGCAGAAGAUGCUGGGAACAGAUGCCUAGUAUGCGACGAAUUCGGAAGAAACAACGAGAUGUGGUACAGGUGUACCUCGUGUGGACUAUGGGCUCACGCGGAGUGCACUGGAUGGGAGUCAGCUAAAGGUUAUGUUUGCGACGUAUGCUAG